This is a messenger RNA of Miscanthus lutarioriparius, 363 nucleotides long. The record is from the annotation of a GenBank genome assembly. Lineage: Eukaryota; Viridiplantae; Streptophyta; Magnoliopsida; Poales; Poaceae.
AUGGCAAAACUACUCUUGGGUUUGCUCCUUGUCCUUGCUAUUAUAGGGACAACGUCGGCCAAUAACUGUGAUAAAGAUGCGGAAGCCAUGAAGCAGGAGUGCAAGAAGUUCGAGGAGUUCCCCGCGAACCCAAAGUUGGAACCGUCGCCGGCAUGCUGCGCUGUGUGGCAGAGGGCGGACAUCCCAUGCCUAUGCAAAAGGGUCACCCCGGAAGCAGAGAAGUUGUGGUGCAUGGAGAAGGUCGUGUACGUCGCCAACUACUGCAAGAAGCCCUUUACACCCGGCUACAAGUGCGGGAGUAAGCUAACACUCUGCAUAUAUACGUACAACUAUCCAGGUUAUACGGUUCCUAAAAGCCUGUAA